Molecule: messenger RNA, 2270 nt
Organism: Hippoglossus stenolepis (Pacific halibut)
Lineage: Eukaryota; Metazoa; Chordata; Actinopteri; Pleuronectiformes; Pleuronectidae
Gene: rhbg
Product: Rh family B glycoprotein
Exons: 10
Coding region: 217-1596 (459 amino acids)
Biological process (GO): ammonium homeostasis; ammonium transmembrane transport
Cellular component (GO): plasma membrane
Molecular function (GO): ammonium channel activity
Source: RefSeq, a predicted model, not a curated record
CCCAGAGGAACAAAAACACACGUGUAAGACAGUUCAGUGUCUAACUGUGAGCCUCCUCUUCUAACCCCCCCCUCCACACACACAGACACACACCAGCCUCCUGUCUCUGCGCUCAGGACGUCCCAGAGUGUGUCCAACUUUCUGUGCUGGAUCUUUAAUCCAUUUUCAUCCUCAGCCUAUUCAAGCCUCCCCCCUCACCUCGCGGCUGAAGACAGCAUGACGGACGCAGCGACCAACAUGCGGCUGAAGCUGCCGAUCACCUGCUUCAUCCUGGAGAUCAUCCUCAUCAUCCUCUUUGGGACGCUGGUGCAGUACAACUACGAGACGGACGCAGCAGAGUGGCACAACCAGACGAAGCAUUCUGACUACGAGAAUGACUUCUACUACCGCUACGCAAGUUUCCAGGAUGUGCACGUGAUGAUCUUCAUCGGCUUCGGCUUCCUCAUGACCUUCUUGCAGAGAUAUGGCUUCAGCAGCGUGGGCUUCAACUUCCUGAUCGCGGCCUUCGCCCUGCAGUGGGCGACGCUCAUGCAGGGCUUCUUCCACGGCAUGCACGGAGGCAAGAUCCACAUCGGAGUGGAGAGCAUGAUCAAUGCUGAUUUCUGCACCGGCGCUGUGCUCAUCUCAUUCGGAGCCGUGUUGGGUAAAACCAGCCCGGUGCAGCUGCUGGUCAUGGCCAUGUUCGAGGUCACGCUGUUCGCUGUCAACGAGUUCAUCGUGCUGUCGGCUAUCGGGGCCAAAGAUGCCGGAGGCUCCAUGACCAUCCACACGUUCGGAGCGUACUUCGGCCUGAUGGUGACCCGGGUCCUCUACCGGCCCAACCUGGACAAGAGCAAAAGCCGGAACAGCUCAGUCUACCACUCCGACCUGUUCGCCAUGAUCGGAACCCUGUACCUGUGGAUGUUCUGGCCCAGCUUCAACUCGGCCGUCACGGCUCACGGAGACGACCAGCACCGCACGGCCAUGAACACCUACUACUCCCUGGCAGCCUGCACUCUGUCCUCCUACGCCAUGUCGGCCCUCACGGCGCACGACGGCAAGCUGGACAUGGUCCACAUUCAAAAUGCCGCCCUGGCUGGGGGAGUUGCAGCAGGAACAGCCGGUGAAAUGAUGCUGAUGCCUUUCGGCUCCAUGAUCGUGGGUCUCCUGGCCGGUAUCAUCUCCGUGCUGGGCUUCAAGUACCUCUCACCCGUCCUGGAGGAGAAACUCAAGAUCCAAGACACCUGCGGCGUGAACAACCUGCACGGCAUGCCCGGCAUCCUGGGCGCCAUCGUGGGAGCCGUCACCGCUGCUGUGGCGACCAUGGACAUUUAUGGAGCAGGCAUGGCGGACGUCUUCCCCGAUGUGGCCUCAGGAGAAAUUAACGCGUCUGCUCAGGGCGUUCGUCAGGCCAUCGCGCUCGCUGUCACUCUGGGCAUCUCCCUGCUGGGGGGGCUCAUUGUCGGUUUCAUUUUGAAGCUCCCUGUGUUCGGCGCCCCCCCCGACUCCAUCUGCUUUGAGGACAGCAUCUAUUGGGAGGUUCCUGGAGAAGAGCCGAGUCACGACGAGCAGCUGACGGUGGUGAAUAUAGAGGAGACAGAGAAGCUCAACAUCUAGACACACAACCACACACACACAGACACACAACCACACAGACACACACACACACACACACACAACCACACACACACACACACACACACAGAAACACACACACACCUGAGGUCUUAUUAUCCUAACACUUGAGUAUUACAUCCUAUAGGCUGUUGAUAAAAAAUACAAAAAAUAAAAAUGUGCCCCCCCCCCACCGUAGUGCUUAUAAAAAUGUCGUGGGCAGCUUCGACCACCAGAGGUCGAUCUCGAGCUGCGUUACUUCCCCACAGGCCAGUGAAACCAGCGUCUCACUCCACAGCCAGUUCACACCAAAGACGGAGAGAAGUUCAACCUGGCUUUCAUGUUCAUACAAAACCAAUUUCUGUCUCCACUAUUUUCUUUAUUUGAAGUAGAUAAACUGUGUAUUUGAAACGUGUAUCCUCUCCUCGUAGUUUUGCUUUGGGAUUCUGUGUUUUUAGCUGUACUUGUAUAUGAGUAGUUGUGUAGUUGUAGUACUUUGUAUCUUAACCUCGUUUGUUUGUCGAAAACUUUAUGAAAUUCAAUCAAUUAUUUUUUUUGCCUAAAUUGAUUCGAUCAUCUCUGUAUUCACUGUGUUCCCCUUGAAUUGAAAUGUUUGAAAACACAACGUUGGAUUUCACGAAAUGAAUUCAAUAAAUAAAUAAACAGUCAAUAUUUAA